AUGGUCCUCGACGACCUCGGCGCGGAGCCCGGCGCGGCGGCGCUGAUGGGCUCCGCGGAUCCGCGCGUGGCGGCGCAGGCGCGCGCGCAGCAGCGGAAGAAGGGGAAGAGCAAGUGGGGAGACACUGCUUUCGGGGGCGUGGAGGACGUGGCGCGCGCCGAGGAGGACUUCCAGGGCGAGGAGGAGGAGCAGGAGGCAAUGGAGCCGUUCAACCUGCAGCAGGAGCGCGAGGAGGGGUACUUUGAUGCCGAGGGCAACUAUGUGGAAUACAGAGAGGACACCGAGGCCACGGUGAGUGCAGGGAGGGAAGAGAGGCCACGCACGGCAGCACCACGCACCCUGGCAGUGGUGUGGCCCCUCUCAUGCCGUUCUCCCCUCUCGUGCACUCCUCUCCUCCCCUCUCCCCGUUUCCUCUCUCCCCCCAUCCUCUCACACUCCCUCCCCCCCUUGCAGGAUGGCUGGCUGGCGGCCAAGGCAGCAGCGCGCACAGGCAGCAGCGCGCACAGGCAGCAGCGCGCACAGGCAGCAGCGCGCACAGGCAGCAGCGCGACCCCUUCACAUUCUCACCUCCCAUCUUCCCCGCCUCUCCUUUGCCCAUCUCCCCCCUCUUCCCAUCUCCCUCUUCCCCCUCCCACGACGCAUGGCCGGCAACAGCAGAGGUGGGCCCCACCUUGGCCGCCAAGGCAGCAGCACGACCCCUCCACGCAUACUCACUCCAGCACGAGCAUGGAGGAUGGCAGCGACGCCGACGACUGGGAGGAGCCCGCCCGCCACGCCGCCAACGGCGCCGCGGAGGCGAUCGGCAACGACUCCGCUGAAGCCGCGUCUCCGGCCGGCACGGACCGCCGCGACUCCCCCAGUCGCGACGACUCGCAGUCGCAAUCGCCGUCGCGGUCGUCGCGAUCGUUGUCGUCGCAGUCGUCUAGGUCGUCGGCGUCGUCGCGAUCAUCGCACAGCGACGCGGAGAGUGAAGAUCGAGGCGCUGGGGACGAGAGGAGGGAAGGCAAUGGGGAGAGAGAGGAGGAGAAGGAAGGCGGGUAUGACGGGGAAGGGCUAGACGGGGAUGUGAAGGGCAGCGGUGUCGAGGAGUCGACGGGACGAGACCCGCAGGGUGAUGCGCGCGAGGGCGGCGAGCAGGGGGGGAUGGCGGAUGGGGGGACGGGGCUGGGCGUGACCCUGGACUUUGACGAGGACGAUGGGAGUGACUAUAGCGAGUCCAGCGACGGCGAGGGAGGCGGGUCGGGGAGUGACAGAAGCGGAGAGGAGUGGCAAGUAAACGAGGGGGGGGAGCAGGAGCAUGCGAGUGGCGUGAAGCGGAAGGAGCGAGGCGCGGGCGAGGCAGCAGAGGGGGAUGAGCGGCCGGCGAAGCGGAUGGAGGCAGGUGAGGGCGGGGCAGGCGGGGCGGAGGGUGAGGGGCUGCUGGUGCGCGUGGUGGCGGACCACUACAGCCGGCGCGACAACCAGCAGCGGCACGAGCGCGAGGCGAGUCCCAUCAUCCACCUGAAGAAGCUCAACAACUGGAUCAAGUCCGUGCUCAUCCGCCUCCACACCCACCCCGCCCGUGGCGCGCGCGUGCUGGACCUGGCGUGCGGCAAGGGCGGCGACCUGACCAAGUGGGCGCGCGUCAACGUGGGCUUCUACCUCGGAGUGGACGUGGCGGAGGGCUCCGUGCACGACGCCAUGGCGCGCUACAACGGCGACUCGCACCGCUCCUUCGCCGGGGGAGACGGGGCGGACAGCGACCGGCGGCAGAUGCGGUUCCCGGCGAAGCUGGCGUGUGCGGACUGCUUCGGCGUGGCGCUGGACCGCGAGCUGCUGCCGUGGGCGCCCUUUGACAUCUGCUCCACGCAGUUCGCGCUGCACUACUCCUUCGAGACCGAGCAGCGCGCUCGCUGCGGGCUGCGCAACAUCGCGGCGCUGCUGCGGCCGGGCGGCAUGUUCAUCGGCACCAUCCCCGACGCCAACGUGCUCGUGCAGAAAUUACGAGCCUCGCCGAACCUCAGGUUCGGCAACUCCGUCUACUCGAUAGAAUUCGCCCCGGAGUUCGCAGACAAGAAGUUCCCGUCAACCCGGCCGUACGGCAUCCGGUACGAGUUCCGGCUGGAGGACGCGGUGGACUGCCCCGAGUGGCUCGUGCCGUUCGCCUUCCUGCAGCGCCUGGCGGGCGAGUACGGGCUGCAGGCACUCUACCACGCCAACUUCCACACCUUCAUCAAGACGCACGCCGCCGUCGAGCCGCACGCGUCGCUGCUGCGCCGCAUUGCGGGCGAGCGGUGGCGCGAGGAGAUGACGGCGGACGAGUGGGACGCUGCUUACCUCUACUGCGUGUUUGUCUUCCGCAAGGAGGGCCAAGGGGGGCCUGAGGGGGGUGGCGCUGCAGGGGAGAGGAGGGAGGAGGUUAUUAGGAGAAUGGAAAUUCCGCCAUUGCCGUUCCCUGUCGCGCACGCCACACGCGCCGGCAUGGGCGAUUUCCCCCCCCAUCCUCGCCACCGCCCACGCGCGCUCUCUCUUCUUCUUGCCGCUCCGCUGCUCCUCCUCCUCCCCGCGCUCGCGUGCGUUAGCCCUCCUCCCCCACUCGCCUCACUCCUUUCCUCCCUGUCCCUCGCCCUCCCCGCUCUCUCCGCGUGCUUCUCCUCUCCCCUUCCUCCGCCCCCGCCGCUGCUUCCCAUCCCCACGGCGCGCCAGCUGACACGUCAGCGUGCUGAGCUGGCGGCGUUCUUCCACGUGGGCAUGAACACGUUCACGGACCGCGAGUGGGGCACGGGGCGCGAGGACCCGCGGCUGUUCAACCCGGCGGCGCUCAACGCGUCGCAGUGGGUCGACACCGUCAAGGCCGCCGGCUUCCAGCUGGUGGUGCUGACAGCCAAGCACCACGACGGCUUCUGCCUGUGGCCCUCGGCGCUCACCAACCACUCUGUGCGCCGCUCGCCCUGGAAGGCCGGUCAAGGUGACGUCGUUGCUGACGUGGCGGCGGCGGCGCGGGCGGCGGGAGUGGGGCUGGGGUUGUAUCUGUCGCCGUGGGACCGCAACGCGCGGGCGUAUGAGGAGGGCAGUGCGGCGUACAACGCCUUGUACGAGGGGCAGCUGAGGGAGCUGCUCACUCGCUACGGGCCCGUGGCGGAGGUGUGGCUGGACGGCGCCAAGGGGGACCGCCGCCCCAUGACCUACCACACUGCCACGUGGCAGGCUCUCAUUCGGCAGCUGCAGCCGGCAGCAGCGGUGUUUUCAGCGCAGGGCCCCGACUUGCGGUGGGCGGGCAACGAGCGCGGCGAGGCGGGCGAGGCGUGCUGGGGGAUGGUGAACGGCAGCCAGCUCACGCUGGAGGGGUGGGACACCCACUACCUGAACCACGGUGACGUGGCGGGCACGGAUUGGAUGCCAGCGGAGUGUGACGUGUCCAUCCGCCCGGGGUGGUUCUGGCACCCCUCAGAGCGCCCCAAGCCGCUCGCCCGCCUGCUGGACCUCUAUUUCGCCUCGGUGGGGCGCGGGUGUGCGCUGCUGCUGAACGUGCCGCCCAACACCACGGGGCUGCUGCAUGGGGAGGACGUGCAGCGCGUGGGACAGUUUGGCCCCGCGCUUCAAGUGCUGUUCCAGGAGGACGUCAGCGCCGGUGCUCGCGUGCUCGCCAGCAGCGUGUAUGGCUGCGAGGGGGGGUGGAGGCAGAAGGAAGAGGAGGAGAGGGGUUUACGAAGGGAAUGGUUUGGGAUGGGGUUAUGGGGAUGGUGGGGGGGUUGGGUGCGAGGGAGAGGGCGGUGUGAUUACGGGCCUGAGAACGUGCUGAGUGCUGGAGAUGCAACCUUCUGGGCGGCUCAGGAUGGGGUGCUGUCUGCUACUCUUGAGUUCGACCUCGGGCAGGGAAAAACUUUCCAUGUGGUUCGGCUGGAGGAGCCUGUGGCGUAUGGGCAGAGAAUAAAAUCGUUCACUGUAGAGGUGAUCGACCCAGACCCUGCUGCUGCACCCGCCGCCGCUCCAGCUGCCCCUGUGGCCCAAGUUGGUGGUGCCGGUGCUGGCGGGUGUGGGCCAGGCGGGUGCAAUACCGAGGAUGGUGUGCUGCCGUCCCUGCCUGGUGUGCCGAGCCUGGGUGAGCCUGCGCUCCACACAUCGCAUGGCCCGCAAGCGGCAGCACGCAGCAUGCUGGAGAGGACGGGGAGUGCGGGGAGGGCGGGCGAGUGGAGGGUGGUGGCGAGGGGCAGCACGGUGGGGCGCAAGAGGCUGUUUCGGUUGGAAGCGGUGAGAGCGCAGCAUGUGAGGCUCGUCAUUCACGAUGCCAGGGCUGCCCCGCUGCUCUCCUUCUUUGCGCUCUACAGGAGUGGUGAUUUGAGCACCAUAUGA
Closterium sp. Yama58-4 is the source of this 4332-nucleotide messenger RNA. The record is from the annotation of a GenBank genome assembly. NCBI's taxonomy places the organism in Eukaryota, Viridiplantae, Streptophyta, Zygnematophyceae, Desmidiales, Closteriaceae.